Ziziphus jujuba (common jujube) is the source of this 1855-nucleotide messenger RNA. Its product is annotated as xyloglucan 6-xylosyltransferase 2. Gene Ontology annotation, cellular component: trans-Golgi network; membrane; endosome. Gene Ontology annotation, biological process: xyloglucan biosynthetic process. NCBI's taxonomy places the organism in Eukaryota, Viridiplantae, Streptophyta, Magnoliopsida, Rosales, Rhamnaceae. The transcript has a single exon. Gene Ontology annotation, molecular function: hexosyltransferase activity; xyloglucan 6-xylosyltransferase activity; UDP-xylosyltransferase activity. The coding region runs from base 318 to 1673 and encodes 451 amino acids. The record is from RefSeq and is a predicted model, not a curated record.
AAAUCUGUCGGAAAUAAUCUCUUUCCCAGUUUAUCACUCUCUCUCUCUCUUGUGGAUCUUCUUCAUCUUCUUGUUUCUUCAGCCUCCACCGACUGUCUAAUCCGUCUGUUCUCGCUCAUUACCAUAUAAAUCCAGCUUUCCUAUUCAUAUUUACGAUCGUAACCCCCUUCAAUUACUGCUACUUUUAAUGAAACUUUCCAUUUUUCAGUUGCUGAAAAAAUAAAUGAAUAUUACUUCUCGAUAAGGAAGAAGAAAGAUAUUUCUUUUUCGUUCUCUCUCGGUUUUGUGUAUCGCCGGUUCAACUCGAGCGGCUCAGAAUGCUGGACCGGUGCUUGGGAACUCGCCGAGUCCGUCAGAUCCAGAGGGCGGUGCGUCACGGAAUGGUGACAUUUAUGUGUCUCUUCCUUACCGUCGUUGUUUUGCGAGGCACCAUCGGAGCUGGUAAAUUCGGUACCCCAGAGCAGGACUACAAUGAGAUCCGAGAGCGAUUCUCAUCUCGCGGCCGGCGCGUGGAGCCCCACCGAGUGCUUGAGGAGGCCCAGCCCGAACCCGAUUCGAACCAGUCCAACAAUUACGCCACGUUUGACAUCUCCAAGAUAUUGGUCGACGAAGGCGGAGACGAAGAAAAGCGCGAUCCUAAUAAGCCGUACAGUCUCGGCCCGAAAAUUUCGGAUUGGGACGAGCAGCGAGCUGAGUGGCUUAGAAAGAACCCGAAUUUCCCGAAUUUUAUCGGACCCAAUAAGCCCCGGGUCCUACUUGUUACUGGGUCGUCGCCCAAACCGUGUGAAAAUCCGGUCGGCGAUCAUUACCUCUUGAAGUCGAUCAAGAACAAAAUCGACUACUGUAGGCUUCAUGGGAUUGAGAUUUUCUACAAUAUGGCACUACUCGACGCUGAAAUGGCUGGGUUUUGGGCUAAGCUGCCAUUGAUUCGGAAGCUCUUGUUGUCUCAUCCAGAGGUCGAGUUCUUAUGGUGGAUGGAUAGUGACGCUAUGUUCACCGACAUGGCGUUUGAAGUUCCAUGGGAAAGGUAUAAGGAUCACAACUUUGUGAUGCACGGUUGGAAUGAAAUGGUGUACGAUCAGAAAAACUGGAUUGGAUUGAACACUGGAAGCUUUCUUCUGAGGAACACCCAAUGGGCAUUGGAUAUUCUUGAUGCCUGGGCUCCAAUGGGUCCGAAAGGGAAAGUCAGAGACGAAGCAGGGAAGGUACUAACCAGAGAGCUUAAAGAUAGACCGGUUUUCGAAGCCGAUGAUCAAUCUGCUAUGGUUUAUCUGCUGGCUACGCAGAGAGAGUUGUGGGGUGAAAAAGUUUAUUUGGAAAGUGCUUAUUAUUUGCACGGUUAUUGGGGAAUUCUGGUGGAUCGGUAUGAGGAAAUGAUUGAGAAUUAUCAUCCAGGUCUUGGUGACCAUAGAUGGCCUUUGGUGACGCAUUUUGUGGGUUGUAAACCUUGUGGGAAAUUUGGUGAUUACCCAGUUGAGAGAUGCCUGAAGCAGAUGGAUAGGGCUUAUAAUUUUGGUGACAAUCAGAUUUUGCAGAUUUAUGGAUUUACCCACAAAUCGCUUGGUAGUCGUAGAGUUAAGAGAGUUAGGAACGAGACCAGCAAUCCUCUUGAAGUUAAAGAUGAGCUUGGUUUGCUUCAUCCAGCAUUCAAAGCCGUCAAAACAUCAUCAUAGCCCUUUUGUUGGUUAGUUUGAAAUUUGGAUAUUUAAGAUUUUCAAGCAUAUAUUGGUUUUAAUUUUUUUUUCAUUUUUUUGGGAAGUUGAUGAUACGUGUUAUUUGUUGCUGGUAAUACUUCUCUGGCUGUUGUAUCAUGUUUUGUGUUAUUACUAGUAAUUUAAACUCAAAAUUGUAUUGA